AUGCCACAACGUAAAUCUCCUGACACGGGUAAAUGUAAGGCCUCUCAUACCAGAAGCCUGGGUGGAUGCAAUACCUGCCGAAGAAGGAAAGUUAAAUGCGGAGAAGAAAGGCCCAAAUGUCAACGAUGCGCUAGUGCUGGAUAUGAUUGCAAAUACAACCUUGUCUUGAAAUGGCAGGAGGAAUUUGCUAGAAGAGGUGCAGCCUUUGGUCGAUCCGGCGUAUGGAAGAAACUUGACCACCAAAGAUCGACUUCGGAUGUUCAUCAUUCUCCUGCUGACAAUCUCUCGUCUGGAAUGGUUACACAGCGCUGCAUCCCGCACAUAUCACAUCAUCAUUUUGUAAACGGAACCGUCGAGAACUUUCACAGGAUGCUGUCAUGUGAUCAAGACGACCAAGCCGGCAUUGAACGUGAACUAAUGGAUUAUGCCGUCGAACUCACCACUCUUACUUCUCCUAGAUCGAAGUAUAUCACAGCCUUUACAGCAGUCCCUCCUAGAUACUUUGCCCCAUCUCCUAUCAUCCCAUCGUUUCCUCCUGAGGAUGACAUAAAUACAACUCUUCUGUUCCAAUAUUAUGUAAACCGUCUGUGUCCGCUAGCAACCCCCAAUCAGUCCACAGACUCACCAUUCGCGACAAUAGUUCUCCCUUUUGCAUUGAGUGCAUCGCAAUCUACCCUGCGAUCUCUUUUAGCACUUUCGGCGUGUCAUAAGAGCAAAACGGAUGCAUCCUGGGGACCGGUUGCCAUGCAGCUUAAGGCGCGGACUCUUCAUUUUUUGCGAGGGAGACUCAGCCAAGGAGACUCCGUAGAGAUAUCAAGAGACCCCGAAAUUAUUACUAUAAGUAUGAUCAUGUGCUUGUAUGAAAUCAUCAGUACAUGCGAUGAACAGUGGGUAGUCUACCUUCGAGGCGCGCGCGAUAUCAUCCGGAUCCGAAAACAAUUUCCACUACUGGCCACUGAAAAAAGCCAAUGGCAGCCCCUCCUUUCAUUCUCAGAACGCUUCUUCGCAUACCAGGAUGUCCUGGGACGAACAGCAUGUGCCGGUGUACCAAAUUUCAAGAGUUGCGCUUGGACAUCUAAAGCUCACGAAAUCGAUAUAUCGAUGGGCUGUUCCCCAAAACUCUUCCAUAUAUUAGAGUCAAUCACAGAUCUGAUCAAGCUGAAACGCAAAGACCCUAUGUGUGCUUCCGAGGAGUCAUUCAUCAACAAAGCGGCAGUUCUGGAGCAACGACUCGAUGGUCUCGUCCAGACCGUGCAUCAGGAUGACGAUCGUGUAAUUUUGCACUCGGCAGAACUGAAGCGUCAGGCGGCUAUCUUAUAUCUUCACUGCACUUUGUACGACGCAUCACCCAGCACAGUUUUGGUUGUCAGGCGAAUUCCUGAAAUUCUACAAAGCAUUUCGCUAUGCUUAGACAGUGGCCUUGUAACAAGUCUGACAUGGCCUGUUUUCGUUGCAGCAGUGGAACUCAAUCCACUAGAUGACAUGAUCAUUGUUAACAAUAGAUCUGUGUCUGGGAGAGCGUUCAUUCUCAGUACAUUAGCAGUAAUGUCAACCUGUACCAUUGCGAACCUCGAGAGGACUAGAUCAGUCAUUGUUGAUGUUUGGCAACGCAGAGAUUUGUCUCCGUUGGUAAACACAAUGCAAGGCAUUACAAGCGACUGGGAGAAGUAUGUUGAGCCUGUUAGUAUAAACUUAAGUCUUGGGUGA
Messenger RNA from Botrytis byssoidea, 1707 nucleotides. RefSeq lists its product as uncharacterized. The transcript has a single exon. Gene Ontology annotation, cellular component: nucleus. The record is from RefSeq and is a predicted model, not a curated record. NCBI's taxonomy places the organism in Eukaryota, Fungi, Ascomycota, Leotiomycetes, Helotiales, Sclerotiniaceae. Gene Ontology annotation, biological process: positive regulation of transcription by RNA polymerase II. The coding region runs from base 1 to 1707 and encodes 568 amino acids. Gene Ontology annotation, molecular function: transcription cis-regulatory region binding; zinc ion binding; DNA-binding transcription factor activity, RNA polymerase II-specific.